Messenger RNA from Monopterus albus (swamp eel), 1656 nucleotides. It is a transcript of the gene mterf1, whose product is annotated as mitochondrial transcription termination factor 1. Lineage: Eukaryota; Metazoa; Chordata; Actinopteri; Synbranchiformes; Synbranchidae. Gene Ontology annotation, molecular function: double-stranded DNA binding. The record is from RefSeq and is a predicted model, not a curated record. The annotation marks the transcript as partial. Gene Ontology annotation, cellular component: mitochondrial matrix. The transcript has a single exon. Gene Ontology annotation, biological process: termination of mitochondrial transcription; regulation of DNA-templated transcription.
CCAGAGAAUGAAUCUCUGUUGGAGAACCUCAAUCUCAUGGGAGUUGAUGUGAAGAGGGCACACCAGCGUCAGCCUGGGGUAUUUCGAAAAGCCUUUACCAAUGAGCAAGGCGUUGCUCAGUUUUUGCAAGACAGAGGUGUCAACCGUAAAGUGGUUGCCAGCAUCAUAUCCCGUUAUCCCCGUGCUAUCACCCGCUCGAUUCAACACUUGGAACAGCGCUGGGAUUUGUGGAGAAGCAUCUUCAAGACGGAUGAAGAAAUUGUGAGCAUCCUGGCUCGCUCACCCGAGUCUUUCUUCCGCUCCAGUAAUAAUAGCAAUUUGGAGGAAAACAUUGAUUUUCUGACCUCGCUGGGACUGAACACCAAAGACCUUCACCGGUUGCUGACCACAGCACCACGGACAUUCUCCAACAGUUUAGAGCUCAACAAGCAGAUGGUGGAGUUCCUGGAAGAUAUCUGUGCAGAACUUGGUGGGGAGAAUCCAGAGCAGUUUGCUAAAGCUAUCAUAUCAAGGAACGUCUAUAUUCUCAUUAGAAGCACAAAGAGAAUCCAGACAAACAUUGACAGUCUGAGAGCUUCCCUAAAUUUAAGUAACUCAGAGUUGCUUGCUUUUCUUCAGGGCCCUGGGGGAGAAAUUCUAAGCCUUUCCAAUGAGUGUAUGAAAAAGAAUUUCAGCAUCCUCCAGGAGAAGAUGACUUCACUUGGCUGUCAGAAAGCUGAUAUUAAAAAACUGAUUAUGAGCUAUCCAGUGAUUUUGUACAUUGGACCAAGCACAUUGAACACUAAACUGGAUUGUCUCCUGAGAGGAGGAAUAACAAUGAAGCAGAUAAUAGAAAAGCCCAAGGUUUUGGACUACAGCACACAAAACAUUACAAGGCGACUAGAGGAGCUGAAGACAGUGGGAUAUGACUUCCAGAAGAAUGGCAUCAGCAUCCUGGACUCGAGCAGAAAGCGGUUUAUUGCAAAGCUACAAAAACUUGGUGCCACACCACAUGACCGAAUGCAGUUACCUGUAUUGUAAUGUUACAAUCUCAUGUGAUUUGGUUUCAACAUUUAUUCAUUCAUUUUGUCACUAAAAUAUCACUUCUGACCUUCCUGAUGUCUCAUUUGUAAUAUUUCAAUGUACUUUGUUUUGAAGGGCUGCAACUCACAAAUAUUUUUAGUGUUUUCUGCAAAUACUUUUUUUGAUUGAUUAAACAAAAAAAUUAUUAAUCAGUAUCUAAAGUGUCAGAAUGUCAGUGUGAAAAUUAGUUUCCUAAAGCUCAUAUGUUUCAUGAUGCCUUCGAAUUGCUGGCCUUGUCCAAAACCUAAAGACAUUCAACUUAAUAUCACAUAAAACACUGGAGGCAGCAAAUUCUUAAACCGAGGAUUGGGAAUAUUUGUCUUUUUUGCCUGAAAAUGGAAAAGUAAUUAAAUGACUUUAGAAACAAUUGUCACUUAAUUUUCUCUUGAAGGAUUAAUUGAUGGUUUAUUGACAGUAAAACUUAUUUUUCUAGCACUGAUGAUUGAUGCUUAAAAAUCACUUUUCCUUUAAUAUGCCCAUGCAUUAAGGAAAAAAGUCUCCUGGUCAAGGAUAUAUUAAUUACUCUACAUUUUUGGAAAACUGUUCUUGAAAUGUAUGUGAAGAUGCAGUCUUGAAAUAAAAGUGAUAGCCAAA